AUGCACGUCAAGUUUACCAUAAACGGAAAACUGUACCAGGUUUCUCCGGAUCAGCUGCCGAUCGAUGCAUCGCUGAACAACUUCAUACGAAUGCGGGCGCACCUGACAGGGUCCAAGUUUAUGUGCCUCGAGGGUGGGUGUGGUGCGUGCAUCAUAAAUGUCGUGGACACCCAUCCGGUUACUAAGCAACGCAUCACAUUUUCCGUGAACUCGUGUUUGUUUUCGGUGUUCUCCUGCCAUGGCAUGGACAUCCUUACAGUGGAGGGUAUCGGCUCGAAGGCCACCGGUUACCACCCUGUGCAGGAGCGGCUGGCCCAGUACAACGGCUCUCAGUGCGGCUUCUGCUCGCCCGGAAUGGUCAUGAGUAUGUACAGUCUGCUCGAGGCCAAUAAUGGCUCUGUCACGAUGGAGGACGUUGAAAAGGGACUAGCUGGGAAUAUCUGCCGUUGUACUGGUUACCGUCCAAUUCUGGACGCGUUCAAGUCGUUCGCCAUCGAUGCACCAUCGCAGGAUAAGCUGACGAGACGCGCCAUGGGCAUUGGCCUCUGUCAGUCAGAUAUUGAGGAGAUGCCUCGACCUGCCAGCUGCAUUGGGUGUGAGCGAGAGUGCUCGGCCAAAGGUUGCUUUGAUGAAACCAUGGAACUUCGAUUCGCACGUCUCGAUCGACGUUGGUACCGCGUGCGAACGGUCGAUGAGAUAUUCGAUAUCCUGCGAGAGGAGAACGUAGACAUUGGGACGUACAUGCUGGUGGCUGGUAACACCGGCCAUGGUGUCUACAGGAGAGAGCAGACCCUGCGGAUAUUUAUUGACGUGCGAAACGUUGAGGAACUGCGUAACUACUGGAUCGGCAGUUCGGUUAUACUAGGCGCGAAUGUCACGUUAAGUGAAUUGGUUGAAAUACUUCGUGAAGCGGCACAAACGGACCUUCGAUUUUCGUACUGCAAGGAACUGGCGCGACACGUCGAGGACAUCGCCCAUCCGGCCGUGCGUCACGUAGGCACAAUUGCUGGAAACCUAGCGCUUAAACACCGUCAUCCCGAGUUUCCUUCAGAUCUAUACUUGCUGUUCGAAGCGAUCGGUGUCGAAAUGACGAUCGCCUCACCAAGUGGUGCUAUGGAAAAGCUGCUGCCCGGCCAAUUCCUUGCUUUCGAUAUGCACCGGCGCGUGCUACUCAACGUUACUCUGCCCGCGCUCGAUCCGGACCGGUGCGUGUUUCGUUCAUUCAAGGUGGCAGCACGGGCGCAGAACGCCAGUGCCCAAGUAAAUGCUGCGUUUUUGGUACGCUUCUGCGCACGCAAAAUCAACAUCGAGCACGCACGGCUCUGCUUCGGGGGCAUCGCACCAAAGUUUACUCACGCUUCCCGGACGGAGCAGUACCUUGAAGGGCGGAACCCGUUCAACAACGUCACCCUGCAGGAAGCGUUUGCCCUGCUUAACGCCGAGCUAAGCGCCCAAUCGGAACAUCCAGUUGGUGCGGCAUACCGCCGCCAGGUGGCCGUCGGUUUGCUGUAUCGCUUCAUCCUCCACAUAGCACCUCGCGAUCGGCGCAUUGCUAGCCCUACGGUGAGAUCGGGGGGUUCGGCCCUUCCACGACCGCUUUCCUCCGGUGUCCAGUCCUUCGAUACAUACCCCUCAAACUGGCCACUUACGCAAGCCCUUCCAAAGCUGGAAGCACUCCACCAGACGGCUGGCGAAGCGAUUUAUGUCAACGACCUUCCCUCGAGGCCUGGUGAACUGCACGCCGCCUUCGUCCUGGCCACGGAGGCCCGACGCUCGAUCGUUGCCAUCGACUCCACGGCCGCCUUAGCUCUCCCGGGUGUUGUAGCGUUUUAUUCCGCCGAAGACAUCCCGGGAGAGAACGAUUUCGCCUCGCUCAAGAACGGCCUCAAUACGGCAUUCCCGUUCCGGAGUACACGCGAGGAGAUCCUGUGCAGUGGGUUCGUCCUGUACCACGGUCAGCCGGUGGGCAUUGUGGUCGCAUGCACGUUCGAGCUGGCCAACGAGGCUGCAGCAUUGGUGCAGGUGUCCUAUGGUGACGUGAAUGCUGCUCCGAUUCUGCCCACGGUGGAGGAUGUACUUUCGUACGGCGGCGGAGACGUAUCCGGACGUGUCAUAACGCUUGAGCCCGAUGUUGUUGGUAGGUCGUACAACCGACCACGGCCUACUGGCUCCGUCAGAGUGUCCGGUACGUGCCGUUUCCGUAGUCAGGCCCACUUCAUGCUUGAGCCACAUACCUGUUUAUGUAUCCCGGCAGAGGAUGGCGCCGGCAUGCAGGUGUACAGUGCCACUCAAUCGAGCCACAUGGUACAGGUGGCGAUCGCGAAGUCCCUAAGGCUGCACCAGAGCAACAUUCAGGUGAUCGUUCUCCAACUUGGGGGGUCAUAUGGAGCGAAGCUUUCUCGGGGGGCCUGGGUGGCUAGUGCGUGUGCCCUUGCCGCGUACCUCACACACCGGCCUGUCCGGAUGGUUGUGCCCUUCGAGACGACAAUGAAGGGGCUGGGACGGCGCAUCGGCGGCCACUGUGAGUACGAGGUAGAAGUACGCCCGGGCGAUGGUCGCAUCUUGCGCCUGCUAAACACCUACCACGAGGAUCAGGGCGCAUCUCAGUACGAGGCAAUGGCCAUGCUAUUUCGAGAGGCGUUCCGAAACUGCUACAGUGACGAUCGGUGGCGGCUACAGCUGCGAGGAGUUCUAUCAGACUCGCCCAGUACAACGUGGCUGCGGUCUCCUGGCACGGCCGAAGCGAUCGCUACGAUAGAGACGAUCAUGGAACACGUAGCGUUCGUGACUGGACUCGAUCCACUCGCCGUAAGGCUUACCAAUAUAGAGCCGGCGUGCAAGAUGGCCUCCUUGCUACCGACGUUCUACCGUGAUGUGGAGUUCGAGGCUCGCCGAGCCGCCAUCGAUCGGAUAAACGCCGCAUGUCGAUGGAGAAAGCGAGGUAUCGCGAUUGCACCGAUGGGCCACCCAAUCCGGUACAUUUCCGGCAGCAUGAACGCGUGGGUCUCGAUCUACCACGGUGAUGGCAGCGUGGGGAUCACGAUCGGGGCACCCGAGGUGGGUCAAGGUAUCAACACGAAGGUGGCGCAAGUCGUAGCCCACACACUCGGCAUCCCACUCGCACUAGUUUCCGUGAAGCCGCACUCGAGCAUUGGCUCUCCGAACGCGUUCAUAUCCGGUGGAAGCAUCUGCACAGACCUCGUUGCGUACUCUGCCCGGCGAGCCUGUGAGACCCUGCUGGACCGCAUCCGGCCAGUGCGGGACGAUAAUCGGACGGCAUCCUGGGAAGCGAUCGUGCAGACAUGCUACCAGCGGCGCAUCGAUCUGACCGCGUCGUACAACGUCAAGCGAACGGACCUGCGCGAGUACACCGUGUGGGCUUUGUGCGCCGUAGAACUCGAGCUGGACAUCCUGACAGGGCAGUCGCAGCUGUUGCGCGUUGAUAUCCUGGAAGACACGGGUGAGAGCAUGAACCCGCUGCUGGACGUUGGCCAGAUCGAGGGCUCGUUCGUGAUGGCGCUAGGGUUCCACCUGCUGGAGGAACUGCAAUACGACCGAAGGACCGGGGCUCUUGCUAACUUCCGCACGUGGAACUACAAGCCACCGUCGGCACGAGACAUCCCGAUCGAUAUGCGCAUACGGUUGCUCCAGAAGAGCUCGAACGCGGCAGGUGUACUACGUUCGAAGGCCACUGGUGAACCAGCAUAUAACUUGGGCGUGACGGUGCAAUUCGCGCUUCGGUAUGCACUAGCUGCUGCACGUCGAGACGCCGGACUACCGAGAGAGUGGAUCGAGCUGGGGACCUCAACCACGCCGGAAAAAAUACUUGCACUCACAGGCACCACGAUCGAUCAGUUUGUGCUACACUAA
This is a messenger RNA of Anopheles nili, 3870 nucleotides long. RefSeq lists its product as uncharacterized. The record is from RefSeq and is a predicted model, not a curated record. Gene Ontology annotation, molecular function: 2 iron, 2 sulfur cluster binding; oxidoreductase activity; iron ion binding. The transcript has 6 exons. The coding region runs from base 1 to 3870 and encodes 1289 amino acids. Lineage: Eukaryota; Metazoa; Arthropoda; Insecta; Diptera; Culicidae.